GGUAGUAUUACAUAGAAGCCUUUAGCAUAUUUUCUACGUGGUAUCCUGUACGCUUCUCUGGCGAAGCAACUGCAUUCGCGGAAGUCAAAAGAACCGAAAACGAAGGAAGCGAAGGUAAAGGAAGGAAAAAGGGGAAAAAAGAACACCGCCUAUCGUAGCUGUCUUGUACGAUAGCGUAGACACACUCACACACACACACACACAUCAAACACACUCUCACACAUCGUACUGUUCCAAGCACGUAAGGAAGACGGACAAGAAGGAAAAUAAGGGGCAGACGCAGUGGAGCUACUAACGCAUCCUUUCUUCUUCCUUUAAUUACUUUAUUUAUUUACUUUCUCUUCCGCGAACUCACCAAAAAAAAAGAAAACAAAAAGCACCCACUCCUUUAUUUUAUUUACUUUGGUAUUUUAUUUGUUUCCUCGUAUCUUUAACAUUAUCUUGUAGAAGGUAGUCUAGAGGGAAGAGAGGGGCACGCACACACACACACACACACACACAAAACCCACAAGAACAAAUACGCGAGAGCGAGGGUAAACAUUAGCUUCACUUUCGCCUACUACGCCGUCGUUUUUUGAGAAGCUCGCCUCCAAGCUCAGCCCCAGUAGCAGAAGAAAAUCAAGUACCACACUUUCCUCAUCCAACACAGACAACAUGUUUCUCAACGCCGCGGACGCCGCUGACGAGCGUAGUCGGAAGGAGAUGGAGAGGUUCCAGGUGGAGCGCAUGGCUGGGCAGGGAACCUUCGGCACCGUACAACUAGGUAGGGAGAAGGCUACGGGAGUGGCGGUGGCAAUCAAGAAGGUCAUUCAGGACCCCCGCUUCCGCAACCGCGAGCUGCAGAUCAUGCAAGACCUCGCCGUGCUACACCACCCCAACAUCGUGCAGCUGCAGAGCUACUUCUACACGAUUGGCGAGCGCAACCACAAAGACAUUUACCUCAACGUUGUGAUGGAGUACGUGCCGGACACCCUGCAUCGCUGCUGUCGCAACUACUACCGCCGCCAGGCGGCCCCGCCGCCCAUCCUGAUCAAGGUGUUUCUCUUCCAGCUCAUCCGCAGCAUCGGAUGUCUGCACCUGCCUUCCGUGAACGUCUGCCACCGCGACAUUAAGCCGCACAACGUCCUUGUGAAUGAGGCGGACGGCACGUUGAAGCUGUGCGAUUUCGGCAGUGCGAAGAAGCUCUCCCUGUCAGAGCCGAACGUCGCGUACAUCUGCUCCCGCUACUACCGCGCGCCGGAGCUGAUCUUCGGCAACCAGCACUACACCACCGCCGUGGACGUCUGGUCUGUCGGGUGCAUCUUUGCGGAGAUGAUGCUCGGCGAGCCCAUCUUCCGCGGCGACAACAGCGCUGGACAGUUGCACGAAAUUGUGCGCGUGCUGGGCCGGCCCUCACGCGAGGUGCUGCGCAAGCUGAACCCGUCCCACACCGACGUGGAUCUCUUUAAUAGCAAGGGCACCCCGUGGGGGAGCAUCUUUCGCGAGCAGUCUCAGAUGAAGGACGCGAAGGAGGCGUACGACCUGCUUAGUGCGUUACUGCAGUACCUGCCGGAGGAGCGCGUGAAGCCGUACGAGGCGCUCUGCCACCCAUACUUUGACGAACUCCACGACGCAGCCACGAAGCUGCCGAAUGACAAGGACCUGCCGGCCGAUCUGUUCCGCUUCCUCCCGGUCGAAGUGGACGCCCUCACCGACGCACAGAAGUCAAAGCUGCUCGGCAAGUAA
Messenger RNA from Leptomonas pyrrhocoris, 1725 nucleotides. Its product is annotated as glycogen synthase kinase 3 (GSK3). The transcript has a single exon. Gene Ontology annotation, biological process: signal transduction; protein phosphorylation. The record is from RefSeq and is a predicted model, not a curated record. The coding region runs from base 655 to 1725 and encodes 356 amino acids. Gene Ontology annotation, molecular function: protein serine/threonine kinase activity; ATP binding. Gene Ontology annotation, cellular component: cytoplasm. NCBI's taxonomy places the organism in Eukaryota, Euglenozoa, Kinetoplastea, Trypanosomatida, Trypanosomatidae.